CAUGACAGUCUCUUUAGCUCGGGGUUGUGCGAUUCAUGGGCUCGAGCAAACGGACGUUGAGGGCAAGGCCUGAGCGUGCUGGAGGCGGGUGUGCGAGCGACCGCGCCGUCGAGUGGUGGCUGUGAGGUAAAAAUAUGAGUCAAUGGAUGGUGGUUUUCAGCAAGCUGAGCCGUCGCCAUAACCGCCUGACUCGUCGGUUGGGAUGAAUCUUCCAGAAGGAGAAAACUUUAUAUUUUGGAACAAAGAUACCUUCAGCGGAGAUGUUGAAGAAUUUAUUCACAGCAAUCAAAAUAACAAUCAACUGACUGCGUCAAUGGUCAGCAAUGUCACGAUAAGAAUGGAUACUUAGCUUUCAAAGAAAAUAUGAAUAUCUUUUGUGGCACUGUUUAAAAACAAAAUGACAAAACAAGAAUAUUCAAUUGAACAGACUUCUACUUUUGAUUGUAAAUUACAUGCUAACGUGAAAUGUGCUUGCAAGCAGGAAAUAAAUGUGUAUAAUAUUGCACCAUGAUAGUGAAAGGAAACACUGGUUUUCCAACAAGUAAUCAGAACUGGAUCAUUUGUAAAGGAUACCAUUAAUGUUAUUCACACUUGUGGGCUGCCAAUGCUGAUGAAUUGAGAAUAAAAUAUUUUGGUCAUACAUAACCUUAUGAAAAUAUUUCAGAAAUAACUAAGGGAAUGGAGUUGUCUGAAGAUUACUUUCUUGUUACAUCUGACAAAGCACAGGAUAGUUCAUCUAAACAGAUUAAUCUAGAUAAGUCAUCUGAAGCUGGGAUAAAACUAGAAUUAAAUAGAAAACCAAUAAUAGAAAGUGAUAAAAUAUUGUGCAUGUGGUGUGGAUAUUAUGCAUUUAACAAGCAGUGCUUUGAAGAUCAUACAAAGGAGCAGCACAGCCACUUUAAAUUAAGUAAAGAAAUCUCAGCCUCUUCAAAAGGGCUGCAGUGCUUUGGAACAAGAAACAGUUGCUUGAAUUCUCAAAUUAAUUCAUCCAACAACGAGUCUCUGAAAAUAAAGGCAAUUGUGAAGAAAAUAAAGACAGUUAGAUCUGAGUAUCAACACAGUGUCAGAAAAAAUAUUUCAAGUAUCACUGGAAAAUGUGAUGGUUACAAGUCUUCAAAGAACAUGCCAGAGGAAUCUAUAACCCAACUUACAUUUGGACAAAGAAACCCAAACAAAAUGUUAAAAUAUGAAAAACAAACUUUGCUCUAUAUAAAACGACUAUGUUUAUUUCAUUGUAUUCUUUGUCGAUUUCACACUUUGUUCCAUAAUUGCAUCCUGCGUCAUGUUAGAAAUGUCCAUUUUAACCCCAGUGGAAAGCGAAAACUUAAAAGCAGUGUUCGUUUUUCCAAAGGUUUAAGAGCACUAAAGCUUUGUAAUAAGCGAUGCAUGUCAAAAAAAUUAUCAUCGAACAGCUACAUAUUAUCAUCGGUAGGAAAUGAUUUCACUGUAAAUACACCAGAUAUGAGCAUAAAAAAUGAAAAUAAAAAUUUGGCAUCCUCCAUCGCAGAACCAUUUGUUUACAGUAGUAAGUUGGAUAAUAAUGAAUCAAGUAGUUAUUUAAGUAAGGAGGACAUUGACCGAAAUUGUGAGACAUCUUUGUUGCUUCAGAUUAAUGAUCAGAUGCAAUUUUCAGUACCUUGUUUCGGUUAUUCAGAUAUUAAUGCAGUUCCAGAAAUGGCUCGAGAUUUUAUUGGUACACCUUUAUACUUUUCAACCAUAAUGACUCCUAAGAAGAAGACCAAUGAAAAUGACUUGUACUGUGUUAAUCCAGCUUCUAGUAAAUGUCUGGCUUUGGAAGACAUAGUGAAAAAUCUGAAAAAACGCAGGAUACUGCCAAUCAAACGCAUGCCUGUAGUAUCCCUGCUAAAUGAUCGAAGUGCGAGGCGUAAACAAACUAUUCCAUAUUGUAGAACAACAGAGGAACAACAGGCUAAGUGGAUGCUGGAGGCCUAUAGCUUCUUAAACCAACAGAAGAUUGAAAAAGCGGUGGAGUUUCCCAUGUAUGGUGACAAUUGUUUCAUUGACACAGUAGCUGAAAUUGAAGUUGUGUUAUCUGAUACAGAUGAUAAUGUUAAAAGGGCAAAUUUAAAUGCUUGCAAAAUUUAUAAUUUGGGUGAACAGUUAACAAAAUCAGUAGAUGAGAGCAAGAUGUAUUCUACAUCAAGUAAUAAAAGAAAACUAGGAAAUGUUUACACACGCAUGUAUAAGUGCAACAUUUGCCCUUUUUCAAGUGCUAACAUCAGCUAUGUCUUUUUACACUCUCAGGAACAACAUUCUGAAGAGGAAAUGUCCUGUAAAAAGAUUCAUAAUUAUAGCCAUAAGUUAAACAUGCUGACAAAGAGGAAUUUUUGCUUGUCUCUGCAUGAUGUAUUUUUGGUUGACUCAGAAUCUUCUGAUCCAACUCUCCCUUGCUUGGAUGCAUCUUCUAAGAUAUGUUUCUGCAAGCACUGUUCAUACAGUGGGGACUGGUUUUCUUUAUUUGAGCAUUACCAAAGUAGUCACCUGUCCAAGAAAGAACCAAAGAGUCAAAAUGUCAACUACCUGCAGGGCAGAGGACAAUUAUCAUCCCUUUCAACCUCCAACAGUGAGCCACAAUUGGUAUUUGAGUGCCAGGUCUGUAAUUUUGCCUGCUCUUCAAGGCGAGUUAUUUGUAGACACCAUUGCAUCAAGCGCAGUAUUACUUAUGCUCAACUUGAAGACUCUGAAAUUAUUUUCAAAUGUGCUUUGUGCAUGUUCACUCAUAUAAUUCGGGAAGGACUCGUUAAUCAUUAUCUCGUGUUUCAUAAUAUUGAGCCUCCACAUAGAUAUUAUGGAAAAGGUCACGAUGAGCUUGGCUCUCUGAUAACCAGUAAUGAAGAGCUGAAAGCUAGUAUGGAAAAACAAAUAUGUAUAUUAUGCUCUUUUAAAGCUAUCACUCAAAAAAAACUUUUGUUCCAUUAUAAAAUACGACACUUCAAAUUUUAUUCUCAAAAUAAGUGCACAAUCGAGUGCAAAAAGACCAACUUAAAUAUAACUAAUUUUCAUCCAUUUGAUGAAAUAAAAACUUUAAGAGAGAAUGGAAGUGAAAAUGUUAAUGCUGUGAUGGACAGGAGAAUAUAUACAGAGAGUAAGAUAGAUGCAGAUAUCCCUUUAAAAUGUAGUAAUGCUGAGAAACUGGAAUUGAUCAGCUGCAAAGGAAGUGACUGCUUUGUGAAAGCAAUACCAAUCAGAGAUAAAUUGGGAAAUGAAAACUGCAUCCCAAAAAGAAAAUUGGACAAUUCAUUCCCUGUGACUGCAAACUCAAUGAAUAUGACAAGAUUUCAUCUCGGAAAGCACACAUUGAGCAGACGUGAGAGUGAGCACUUGGGUUGUAAUGUCGUGAUGCCAGAAGAGCAAAAUGUUGACAGCAGAGAUCUUUUCUGUGGAACUGUCGAUCCUUUGAACAAAGUGAAAUAUAAAGAGGCAGACAAAAAAUGUAUACUAGAAGCUGAGGAUCAGUGCCUUCGAGGAAAUCUGGUCCCAGAAAACAAAAUAUCAAGCUGCUAUCAUAGUGUGAAGAAAAAAUAUUCAAAGUUUGCAGUUAAUCAGAAUAUUGCAAUGGAAGGGUACCGUUGCAAGUAUUGUACACGACUUUUUAAAGCAUUGGCAGGACUGCGCAACCAUGAAAAGACUCACUAUUUGUCCAAAAAUUGUCACCGCUCUGCUAACAAGAGCAGUAAAAAAAACAAGUACAAUGUGAUAAAUGACAUCCUGACUGCUAGCUCAGAAGGCAGAAACUACAGAUGCCCAAGGUGUUCUUAUUCUACCCCACUGAUUGAACACCUAAGGUCCCAUUCACUAAAAGUGCAUGGGAGAUUUCUUAUGCCAAAACUGCGUUCUAUGACAUUGGACUCUCAAGAAACUGGAGGAUAUGUGUCCCAGCCAUUAAAUGAAAAUAUAUUUUUGGAGACUCCACGGAGUGAUUGCCAAGCCUGUAUCAUUAGCAGUGACUCAGCAACAGAAGUCAUGCCAAAGACUGCGGAGAUGAAGCGCUAUGCAUGUGAAUUUUGUGAUUUUAACACGUGCCGGUUCCAGAAUGUGAGGAAUCAUUAUCGUACAAUGCAUCCUGAGAAUCUAUAUUUUGAAUGUAAAAGAUGUUGUUUCUUCAGUGGGGAAAAAAAUACACUUUCUCGGAACACAGAAGUAUGCAAACUCGCUGCGGAUGAUAAAAAAAACUCUACAAGGAAGGUGGACGUUAAUAUUUUUGAAGGAAGUCUUGGAGAAAUGGGGAAUGAAAAUGAGAGUGAUGUUUGCUUAAAGAAAGAAUUUGCCUUGGCUUCAGUUGAGAAGAAAUCUGGAAAAUUGCAUUGUCCUUUGUGCCUGUACUACACAAAGCACAAAAACCGUUUGGUCAAUCACAUUCUGGAGCACAAAAAUGGCCAAGCACCAUAUGCGGAAGAUUGUCAACUGAAGCUUCUGCAAUUCUUUACUGAGAAGAUUUUCUGUUGUGAUUGGUGUACAUUUGUUACGCUUAGCGAGGAAAGCCUACUACAUCAUAUGGAUACGCACAGCCUGGUGAAGCCGUACAAGUGUCGACUCUGUUUCUUUGAAACUGGGCUACAGACAGAGUUGGAGAAUCAUCUACAGGAGCAGCACAAGGUAAAGUGCAACUUUGAUCUGGUUGGUGAGGUUAACCUAAGUGAAGCUGAAUUAGUUGCAGAAAUUGAAGAGUUCCAAAGGAAGAGACUCAAGAGUAGUCACCGUGAAAAAAGGAUUCAAAGUUGCAUAAGGCAUCACCAUUCAACUAAAUCGAUCCAAUUUCCUUGUGAAUAUUGUGGCCGAAGAUUCUUGGAUCCCUUGGAAUGGAUGAGCCAUGUUCAGAGACACUCUAUUUCUCAUGGUACAAUUCUGUAAAUAGAUUGGAAGAUGACAAGGAACUGAAAGAAAAUUAGAAAGAAUGUGAAUAAAGCAAGAAAACUUGAACAGAGAAAUCUCUUGGUAUUUUGACAGCACUGUCCUUGGAUCUUCAUUUAGUAUGGCAGCCAGUGAUGUGGAAUAAAUUCAAAAUUUAUUCUGUAUGUCGUUUCUGUUUUUUCUUGAACAUGGUUUUGAAGGAACAUGAUUUUAUUUAAUAAACUCAAUAUUCAUCAAAAUGCUGUAUAAAGGUUGCAAGAUUUUGUGCUGGAGUCAACAGCAAAUACUCAGCUGCAGUAUAGUGCAUUUUUCUAAGUAGUUAACUGUUGCCCAGAAUGUAUUUUACUUGUUGAGUUAAUUUUGAGCAGCGAAUAUUAAAGUAGUUACCAAGUGAAAAGAUACAUUCCUAUUAUGACAAUCUGUGUGGUUACAAAAUCAUUGAUAGUUUAAAAUAAGCCUAUUUGGUCUUUGAAUGAAUAGCUAGAAUAUUACUUACGUACAGUAUGUAUUUUUUAUCAAACAUCCAAAAUGAUCAAACAAGAUCCGGCAAUACUAUGCUUGUUAUUUUUGCAGAAAUCCAAAGAAUGUUGCUUUUGUCAUUGUGAGCAGACACUAGUUCACUUUCACAUCCCUUUAUAGCAAAAACGUUAAAAGACAUUACACAUUUAUGCAUUAGUUCAAAAGAGGUGAGAUUAUAAUUUGAAACUGAAUUACUAUUGGGGGAGAGAAUUUUUGUUGUUGAUCUCAUUGCUCUAUUUGUUAAUAUGAUUUGAUAGUUGGUGGACUUUAACUGCGGUAGGAAUUGUGCACUGAAAAGAUAAAGCAGCAGCAACCCAUGUUCACUCUUAACCCCACCUAUACAAUUGAUUGAACAUUUAUAUUUGGUGGUUAAAUCAUAUUGGAAUGUAAUUGAGUUAUUAUAAAAUGUGUUUUUCUCACAAUUGGUUGCAGUUCAAAUUUGCUUUAUUAUUAUGUGCAGACUUGAAUGGGUACAACAAGAUGGACGCAAGGAUUUGGGGGGGGGGGGGCGGCGAGGGCAGGAAUUGAUUUACUCUGCAAGAACUGAGGGCGAGUGAUAUCCUGAGAGAAUUGAUAUUGGUGUUGCUUAAAUAUUUGUAUCCCUUGAUUUUAAAUAAUUUUUGAUUUAAAUGUAUUUCUUGACAGUCCUCUGGGAGUUUUGUCAAAAAUGUGUUUAUUUUCUUAUGAUUAGAUAUAGUGGUUUUGCUGAAAAGUAUUUCCGUUCUUUAAAUUUUAGGAAUUGAUAUUGAAAAAUGUUAGUUGUUAAUAAAAUGUUUGUGUUCAAGUUCAUAAUUCUGUUGGCCAAUUCAUUUGAGUCUGAAGCAGUCGAAACCCGAAACAUCACCCAUGCCUUCUUUCCAGAGAUGCUGCCUGUCUCGUUGAGUUACUCCAGCGUUUAUGUCAAUCUUUGGUGUAAACCAGCAUCUGCAGUUCCUUCCUACACAAAUGGUAUAGUGGCAUGUUUGGUUUCCUUGCCUGAAAAUAAUUUUCCAGAGUGUUGUGUCAAUUCGUCAACAUAGUUCCUGGGAUGGCCACGUUGUAGAUCUGCAAUAGAAAAGAUUGAGUAGAUUCUCCGACGUUUCAAAGAAUUUUGUACAGUAAGGGAGAAUGUUUUCCCUUGCAGCCACAUUUGGAAUUAGCCAAGUUUGUCAUAUGUGCACAGAUGAUGAGUCAAAGGGCGUGGCCAUUUCAGACUGAGAUGAAGGAAAAUUGCUUCCCUGUAAGGAGAGUAAUCAACCUCCUGUACCUGUCUCAGCCCAGUUCUGGUGGGGGUGGGGGCUGAGAGCAAUGUAGCAUUGCACAUGCUCCAGGAGACCAGGAAACACACCUGACCUACUCCAGAUCUUGGAGUAGCACAGUGCCCGACAUAGCAAAAUAAUUCGAGUAUAGGAGCAGGGAGGUUCUGCUGCAGUUGUAUAGGGUCUUGGUGAGACCACACCUAAUAAUAAUAUAUUUUAUUGUCAUUGCACAUUAGUGCAACGAGAUUUAGUAUGCAGCUUCCAACCGAUGUAAAAGAAAAGUAAAAUAAAUAAAUAAGCUGUGUGACAUGACCAUCCAAGGGAGACAGUCCAUGGGGGAUGGGGGGCACUCAGCAUGGCCGGUUCAGAGCCGCUAUAGCUCUGGGAAUAAAGCUGUUUCUGAGUCUGGAGGUUCGGGCGUAGAAGGCCUUGUAACAUCUGCCGGAGGGAAGUAGUUCGAACAGUCCGUUACAAGGGUGUGAGGAGUCUUUAUGGAUGCUGAUGGCCUUCCUGAGACACCGUGUGUGGUAGAUGCCCUCCAAGGCUGGUAACUGUGUCCCAAUAAUCUUCUGCGCUCUGUGGACGACGCGCUGAAGAGCUCUCCUCUCCGCCUCCGUGCAGCUGAGAUGCCACACAGAGAUGCCAUACGUUAAUAUGCUCUCUGUGGUGCAGCGGUAGAACGGUUGUCAGCAGCUGUUGGGGCAGACCAGUCUUUUUUAAUGUCCUCAGGAAGAACAGUCGUUGCUGUUCCUUCUUGACCAGCGCAGCGGCGUUGGUGGACCAUGUGAGGUCCUCUGAAAUGUGAGUGCCCAGAAACUGUAUUUUGUUUCAUCACCGUUGGUGAUCAGCCCAAUCACUGUUGUGUUGUCUGCAAACUUCACAAUGGUGUUGGUGUCGAAUGCAGGAACACAGUCGUGAGUGAAGAGGGAGUAGAGCAUGGGGCUUUAGUACACAGCCCUGUGGUGUGCCGGUGCUCAGGGUGAUAGUGGAGGACAGGUGCGGGCUCAGUCUCACUGCCUGCGGUCGCUCAGUCAGAAAGUUCAGGAUCCAAUCGCAUAGCUGACGGAGUUUGGUGGUGAGACCGUAUUGAAUGCAGAGCUAUAGUCAAUGAAGAGCAUCCUCACGUACGUGCCCUGUCUGUCCAGCUGAGUCAUGACAGUGUGAAGAGCCAGAGAGAUGGCAUCCUCUGUUGAUCUAUUUGCCCUGUAUGCAAAUUGAUGAGGGUCCAGUGAGGCACGGAUGCUGGAUUUGAUGUGGGAGAGGAAUAGCCUUUCGAAGCAGUUCAUUGGGAUUGGAGUUGGGGCAACCGGGCGGUAGUCGUUCAGGUUGGUGACUUUAGACUUUUUCGGCACCGGCACUAUGGUGGCUGUUUUCAGGCACUUGGGGACCGUUGCCAGAGAUAGAUUAAAGAUUCUCACGAAUACCUCCGCCAGCUGUACAGCACAGUCCUUUAGUACCCUUCCCUGGACUCCAUCCGGGCCUGCAGCCUUGCAUGGAUUGAUCCUACGCAGAGCACACUGUACCUCCUGAGUGCUCAGUGUUAAGGCCUGUCCCUCCGCCAUGGCCGGGGUUAUUCCACUCCUGGUGGUUGCCAGUUUCAAAGCAGGCAAAGAAGGUGUUUAGUUCGUUGGCCAGUGUGAUAUCACUGUGGGGGCAGGCGGGGCUGCUCUUGUAGUCAGUGAUGUCCCUGACACAUGCUUCUGGUGUCCGCGGUAUUGAAGUGUUCUUCCACCCUUUGCCUGUGGAUGUCUUUGGCCUUUUUUAUGCCUUUGUUCAGGUUCGACCUGGCUGCACUGUAGGAAGAAGUAUCCCUGGAUUUGAAGGCAUUGUUGCGUGCCCUUAGCAGAUUCUGAACCUCCUUGUUCAUCCAGGGUUUCCGGUUUGGGAACAUCUUUAUUUGCUUGUCCACUGUGACAGUCUCCACACAGCAGUUGAUGUAGGAGAGCACAGUAGAUGUGUACUCCUCCAAGUCUACCUCUGUACCACUGGUUGCCUGUGUGCAAACAGGUCCCAGUCGGUGCGAUCAAAGCAGUCCUGGAGUUGUAGGGUGGCGUCCUCGGGCCACCUGGAGUAUUGCAUACAGUUUUGGUCUCCAAAUCUGAGGAAGGACAUUAUUGCCAUAGAGGGAGUGCAGAGAAGGUUCACCAGACUGAUUCCUGGGAUGUCAGGACUUUCUUAUGAAGAAAGACUGGAUAGACUCGGAUUGUACUCGCUAGAAUUUAGGAGAUUGAGGGGGGAUCUUAUAGAAACUUACAAAAUUCUUAAGGGAUUGGACAGGCUAGAUGCAGGAAGAUUGUUCCCGAUGUUGGGGAAGUCCAGGACAAGGGGGUCACAGCUUAAGAAUAGAGGGCAAAUCCUUUAGAACCAAGAUGAGAAAAACAUUUUUCACGCAGAGUUGUGAAUCUCUGGAACUCUCUGCCACAGAAGGUAGUUGAGGCCAGUUCAUUGGCUAUAUUUAAGAGGGAGUUAGAUGUGGCCCUUGUGGCUAGAGGGAUCAGGGGUAUGAAGAGAAGGCAGGUACGGGAUACUGAGUUGGAUGAUCAGCCAUGAUCAUAUUGAAUGGCUGGUGCAGGCUCGAAGGGCCGAAUAGCCUACUCCUGCACCUAUUUAUGUUUCUAUACUCCAGGAGGCCAACUUACCAACUUGGAUCAGUAAUUGUUAGAGCUUAAUAAUAAUAAUAAUAAUAAUAGAGAACAGGCCUGAUUGUCCCAGGGGAGAUUGGAAGCAAUACCCAAGCCCCAAAACAAUACAAGAGUUUGAAAAAACUGGGUAUGCUGGCACAGGACAAUUAGCAGCAACAGCAGCUUUGAACUUAAAAACCAUAAACUAUUAGUGUAAAAUAUCCACAUCAUGGAAAACACUGCAAUGCGUUGCCAUCUUAGAAUACCAAGCCAUGGCUGAUGUGAUAUUUAUGCAAGAAUGCAGCUAUCACAUUUCCAAUGAGCAGAAAUGGUCAGUGAUGGCCCCAUGACCCAUUAAUACGGUUGUGACGGCACAGGGUAGCAACUUUGCCAUCUCUUAAUUUGAAGAGGUAUUCAAUGGGUAUUUACUUAUAGAUGUAAUUCAAAGAAACACUCUGCUCUGCUUGAUCAAUGCAUACACUUCACCAGUGCAGAAUGAGUGGCUAGCUGUGUUCCAAUAGCCCCCAACACGGCUGGUGAAUUCCUGGACAAUUGAUCUGGCUGGUGAUUUUAAUUGAAUCAUUGACGUGACUGGACAAUAUUGGACUCCAGACUCUGAUGGUAACAGUUAAGAGAAACUGUUCCACCCUGCAGAUGGAGAACAGCAGCACCUUGUUGAGAGCAGAAGACUCAGCUAGCUCCAAAUAGACUUUCUCCAGGUCCAAGGCAGGCAGCCAGUCAUUGAUUUCACAGAAGUGUUGUUCUCUGACCAUCUCCUUGAAACAAAUUGUCACCUACAAUGAAGACUAGAGGGCAGGGAUGACAUGGGAAUGGUACAUCAAGCUGCAGAAAAAAUGUGAGAUGAAAAAUACAUACUUGAGAAUUGUGAAGCCCCCAUGGGCAAUUCAUGUGCGUCGAGGACCUUUAUCCAAACCGAUAUUCAGAUGCCAAAAGUGUCAAAUAUUUAUCAGCUCUAGAAACACUUUCAGAAUCUACUACUUUUACAGUCAAAGGAAGGUGGCGUGGGGGAGGAAACUAAGCUGACGAGCAUACACAACUCUAAGCAGGCAGCUCUGAUAGAAUCUCUGCUUCUAUGGAUGGUGGUAAUCAGUAUGAGGGGGUGGCUGGAGUCAUCAGGGUUCUGGCCAGUUGUUUUCUGAGCUCAACAGGUGCUAUCUUGAUUGUCAUUCAUUACAUUGGCUUUCAUCUACAUUCUGGAAUGGAAGGUAGUAAGCAGUACGCCACUAUUUAAGGAUGAGAGAAAACAAAGACAAAUGGAAAUGUUGGAAUCUUAAGAGGUAGCAAAGCAUUUUGAAAAUAACUAGUCAACAUAAACUUGUGAAAGGAUAAUGUUUCAAUAAUUUGUUUUUGAAGUGGUGUCUAUAAUAGAUUAGGACAAGCCAGGCAGUUGAUAAGGUGCCACAAGAUUAUGAGAGCUAAUAUGCUCAAGUGGAUUGAUUGAUAAUGGCUGUGACCAGUAGCAGUGAUUGUGAACAGCCCGGGCCACAGCAUCAAUGAUUGUUUAUAUCCAAAUUUGCUGAUGCUGCAAAGCUCAGUAAUUGAGUGAACUUCAGGAGGAUAGAGACAGGUCAAGUCAACAGAUAAGACAGUAGGUGGAAAGAUCAAAAAUGAUAAAUGCCCAAUGUAUUUUCUCAAUGGAAGCCUGGGCUCAACCUCUCCAAACAUAUUGCAAUAACCUUUAAAAGGUAACAACAUUGGGAUCCAGAUGGAAGAGGAUUAGAAAGUGUAAGCAAAG
Messenger RNA from Leucoraja erinaceus (little skate), 11006 nucleotides. Its product is annotated as zinc finger protein 462-like. Lineage: Eukaryota; Metazoa; Chordata; Chondrichthyes; Rajiformes; Rajidae. Gene Ontology annotation, cellular component: nucleus. Gene Ontology annotation, biological process: regulation of gene expression. The record is from RefSeq and is a predicted model, not a curated record. Bases 679 to 4872 code for a protein of 1397 amino acids. The transcript is spliced from 11 exons.